CUCCCUCUCUUCCACUCCUUUCCCCUCCCUCCCCUAUCCCUCCCUCUUUCUCUCUCUUCCUCUCUCUGUCUCAGCAGAGUAAGGCUCAGUGUGAAAAUGCCAUCGUGCUCUCCUGACUGUUGCCUCUUUCAGGCUGUAGAGACUAAGUCCUGGACCUAAAAGACCAGUGUGGAGAAUCUCUAUUGAUCAGGAAUAGGCUUGAUCUGUGUCCAGGAAACCAACCCUGUUUCAUUAACAUUUCAACUCACUCAAAAUGAGUCCGGAUUAUUAUGGCAUGAUCAUCAAGGUGUACAGUGAAGAUGGCGCAGGGAAUGUGGUGGAGGUGCCAGCUGAUAUGAGGGCCAGAGACGUGUGCCAGUUCCUGGUCUAUAGGAGCCACUGUCUGGACGACAACAGCUGGAGCCUGGUGGAGCAUCACCCACUGCUGGGCCUCGAGCGUUGUCUGGAGGACCAUGAGUUGGUGGUUCAGGUUCAAGCCUCUAUGCCCAGUGACAGUAAAUUCCUCUUCAGGAAGAACUAUGACAAGUAUGAGUUCUUCAGGAAUCCCUUGAACUUCUUCCCGGAGCAGAUGGUGGCGUGGUGUCAGGAAUCUAACGGCUCCAUCCCCCACUCACAGCUCUUACAGAACUUCCUAAACUCCAGCAGCUGUCCGGAGGUGCAUGGGUUCCUCUAUCUGAAGGCAUCAGGGAGGAAAUCCUGGAAGAGACUCUCCAUGUUCCUCAGACGCUCUGGACUUUACUACUCCACUAAAGGAUCGUCCAAGGAGCCCAGACACCUCCAGUUGUUGUCAGACCUGGAGGACAGUAGUGUGUUCACAGUGACAACAGGGAGGAAGCUGCACAACGCCCCCACAGACUACACGUUCUGUAUCAAGCCCAGUAAGGUGAGGAGUGAGUGCAAGGAGCUGAGGAUGCUGUGUGCCGAAGAUGAACAGAGCAGAACCUGCUGGAUGACUGCCUUCAGACUCUUAAAGUAUGGAAUAUUACUGGAUCAGAACUACAAGAGUCCCCAGCAAAGGAUGUCUCCGGUCCCACAUUUCUCUACUCCUGUGAGGAGUGUGUCUGAGAACUCUCUGGUGGCCAUGGACUUCUCUGGCAGGACGGGACGCGUCAUAGAGAACCCUCUGGAAGCAGUGAGCGCCGCUGUGGAGGAGGGACAGACAUGGAGGAAACGGGGUCAGCGUAUGAAGGCUCUUGGCAGCCCCAGCCCCCUCCAGCCCUCUUCUCUCAGCUCAGUGAUCCACAGAACACAGCUAUGGUUCCGUGGUCGCAUCAGGAGAGAAGAGUCCCACAAGAUGAUCAUGCAACAAGGACAAGUAGACGGGUUGUUCCUGCUGAGAGAGUGUCAGAGUAACCCCAAGGCGUUUGUCCUGACCCUGUGCCACCACCAGAAGAUCAGACACUUCCAGAUCCUACCGUGUGAGGAGGAAGGUCAGAUGUCCUUCAGUCUGGACGACGGCUCCACCAAGUUCACAGACCUGAUCCACCUUGUGGAGUUCUACCAGCUCAACAGAGGGGUGCUGCCCUGCAAACUCAAACACCCCUGCACUGUUGUGGCCUUGUGACCCUUCACCCCUGACCUCUGACCCCUGAACCAUGAUCUCUGCCCCCUGGUCUCACUACACCACCCUCUGUCUGCAGUUAAAUUCUCUACCCCUCGUUCGCUCGUUCGUCAUGGAUUUAAAGGGAAGGAAGGAAGCUGAUGGCAUAUGCUUAGUUACAUCAAUCCAAAGCUUUUUAAAAUGAGUGGGAGUAAGCAAGUCCACAUUUUAGAGAGAGGGGUGGGGUAUUCAAACCUUGCCACACACAAGGACAGACAGACAAACAUAUGUGGUGAACUAUCGUGUUCUAUGGAUAUCUAUGGAUCCAACCAAGCCCGUUUCCUUCUCCUUCAUCCACCUCAGAUAGACAGACGGACAGGGGGCUGGGCUCCCCUCACUUCCUUAAUGAUCAUCAGGGAUAGACAUGGAUCGAAUCGAUCACAACAAUUGACAAUAUCUCAAAUCAAUAUGUGCAGUACAGUCUUUAUAAGCUGAUCACCUGACGCUUCAUGCUACCUGGGGAGCUGAUGUUGCCUGGGAGGCAUCCUACUCUUCCUCUGCUAUACUUACUGGACCAACCAUCCAACUAACUCACCGAGACUUUAUACAGGGCCCUAGGAGGAGAAAAAGAAAACCCCAAAAAGAAAACUCCUUUCAAACAAACGGCCAAGACGUUUGUUUGAAAGGGCAGAUGAAUGUUUGAGUUGGGGACUUCCCUGUCAGAGCUGAUGACAUUGUAUUACUGUUGUAGAACUAUUUGCACUUCUGAACAGACAGCCGACAGUUCUCUUCUGAGUUGGAUGAAGCUGAACGCUCCUUCUCAACCUCCUCUUCCUCCUUUCUUUCUUCUCCUCUUGUCCUUCUCCUCUUUCUACUCCUACUCCUCUUUUCUGCGUGAAAAAUCCCAGCCUACUGAUUGGAUUAGCAUUGUGUUGGACAGGACUGAGAGGCGUGGCUGAGCGUGCCCUUGCCAUGCUAUUGAGAAAGGUGACAGCUAGGCGGCUCCGCUCCUGAAAUCCUCACCAACCUUUUCAUUCCUACUCCGUUCGGCUCCAUCUGAUCCCAUCAGAACAUUUAGAAACCCAUUACCAUUCCCUGGAAUCAGACGGAAAGUUCAGAGUGUUGAUAACGGGACAGAGGGAAGAGGAGGAGAAGUCUCACAUAGGUCCCCGGAAAACCUGCCCCCUGCACUGUCACUUGAAACUGUCAAGAGUUAAAACUGGAGUCUUUCAGGCUAUGUUCCAAUGUCCACACUAAUAUUGCUCUUAGAACAUAUGUUCAAGACCUUGUUACACUCUUAGUAGUGUGCUAGUGUAACAGUAUAACUUUAGACCGUCCCCUCGCCCAUACCCAGGCGCGAACCAGGGACCCUCUGCACACAUCAACAACAGUCACCCUCGAAGCAUCGUUACCCAUCGCUCCACAAAAGCCGCGGCCCUUGCAGAGCAAGGGGAACUACUACUUCAACGUCUCAGAGCAAGUGACGUCACCGAUUGAAACGCUAUUUAGCGUGCACCGCUAACUAAGCUAGCUGUUUCACAUCCGUUACACUAGUACUGUAUGUGGGUAUUGGAACAGAACCUCAUCACAGCCAGACUGUAUUUUAUUAAUGUCAAUCAGUGUUCAAUCAGUGUUCAAUCACACUUCUCACUGCACAGUCAGCAUGAUGCUGUGUUUAAAUACUAUUUGAAAUCAUUUAAAAUAUACUAUAUGUGCUUGAUUGGGCUUGCCUUGCUUAAUAGACCAAUAGAACUGUCUCAAAACUGCAAACCCUACCCAUCUGGCUAGAGCAAACACCCAAAGCAUUUGAAAGAUUUCAAAUAGUACUUUUAACACAGGUCAGACCAAUAGGUGUGAGAGGACAUUAAUUCUCAGAACACAGGAAACCAUUUAAACCACCCCCCAACAUGUAUUGUAUUUAUCUUGAUUCAAAUAAUGACUUGAGAUGUAGGAUUGGUGGGCAGUGCAGCAGCCCACAGUCUCCUCACCUUAAAGUGGGCAUUGUGAGCUGUGUGUGCGUAUGAAAUCAUGCUAUUAUAAUUUACAUAAUACAUUUCAGAUAGAUGUUCCAAACCCUGGAAACAAGGGUCCAGUAAGAAUGUUUCUGUGAGUAUUGGGACCAGUCCUGUCCCGUUCUGUUUUAUCCUGUCCAGUUAUGUCUUAUCCUGUCUAGUCCCAUCCCGGCCCAGACCAUCCAGUCCUGUCCUUCUCAGUUGCCCUAGCGUGAGACAGCAGAGAUGUUGGCCUAGCAAAAAAUCAUCAAGGAAGAAUAGGAGAAAAUCCCCAAAUCCAGAUCUGCAAAGAUGAUGCAGACAUACCCAAGACUACUCAAAGCUGGGUGUGAAUACUUUCUGAAGGCACUGUAUACAGUAGGUCUCUUGCUUUCUGAAUCUUUGCCUCUUAAUCACUGUGUUAUAAUGCAAUCCUUCACAGAAGGCCAAUCAUAUGUGUAUAAUAUAAAGACAGUAUUGAAUAUCUAUUAGACAGAAUGUGAAACUAUGGACAAAAUGUAGAUCUAACACUGUAUCUAGGUAACAGGGCACUAUGAGUGCGUUCCAAAUGGCACGCUAUUUCCUAUAUAGUGCACAAUAAAGGGAAUAGGGUGCCAUUUGGGACACUGCCUAUGUAUUGGGCUUUAUGCAUUUGCUCAUCACUCUCAAAUGAAGAUUCAUUUGGUCCUUUUUUCAUUAUUUGAUUUAUUGUGUCUAUUGACUCAAUUGUAUAUUUUUCUUAUUUUCAUCAGAAAAUUACCUUUUAUAUAUACAAAUAAUAAUAUACCAGAACAUAUACAGUAUUAAAUUAAGCUAUCAAACUUUUGGCAUGCAUUGAAUUCUAGUAUGUAUAAGCUGACUGGCUCAGAGAAUGUUGAAACAAUCUAAGGACUUUAGAUGUUGUCAAAGUCAGCAAUGCACCUUUUAAAGGCAAUAUCCCAAUGUUCACAGAGAUCGCAUUCACGGUAAAUUCUGUGGAUGUUGGCACAAGGUGAAUUACCUUUAAAAGUAAAGUGCAGGCCUUGAAUCCCAGCCAUUCAGCCUUCCUUACACUCAAUGGUGAGAACAUAUUGCUUACACGUACCUAUCCAGUUCUUCUGAUCUAUGUCUGUGACAGAAAAGGGUAUAAGAAAUUGUCAAGGGCUGGGGACUAGACACUGAAACAGAACCAGCUAGGUGUGUCUCUCUCAUAGGAUUUAUCAAAUAAAAAAUGAAAACAUUUCAGGGUUGGCCCAGCAUUUCUGCCAGUGUGGUGCCAGCGUGGCAAACACUAGCAGAACGUGUUUUAACAUAAAAUGCUAAUAUUUUGUGUUCCAAUUGGAUAUGUUCUUGUAGUAUCUCCUUGUUACACUUUGUUAUGACAUGUUUUUUAAAUGUUUUCUCACUAGCGAACAAAACCCAUCUGCACCACUGAAACCCAUGGGCAGGGAUUCAAACAAAACCCAUCUGCACCACUGAAACCCAUGGGCAGGGAUUCAAACAAAACCCAUCUGCACCACUGAAACCCAUGGGCAGGGAUUCAAACAAAACCCAUCUGCACCACUGAAACCCAUGGGCAGGGAUUCAAACAAAACCCAUCUGCACCACUGAAACCCAUGGGCAGGGAUUCAAACAAAACCCAUCUGCACCACUGAAACCCAUGGGCAGGGAUUCAAACAAAACCCAUCUGCACCACUGAAACCCAUGGGCAGGGAUUCAAACAAAACCCAUCUGCACCACUGAAACCCAUGGGCAGGGAUUCAAACAAAACCCAUCUGCACCACUGAAACCCAUGGGCAGGGAUUCAAACAAAACCCAUCUGCACCACUGAAACCCAUGGGCAGGGAUUCAAACAAAACCCAUCUGCACCACUGAAACCCAUGGGCAGGGAUUCAAACAAAACCCAUCUGCACCACUGAAACCCAUGGGCAGGGAUUCAAACAAAACCCAUCUGCACCACUGAAACCCAUGGGCAGGGAUUCAAACAAAACCCAUCUGCACCACUGAAACCCAUGGGCAGGGAUUCAAACAAAACCCAUCUGCACCACUGAAACCCAUGGGCAGGGAUUCAAACAAAACCCAUCUGCACCACUGAAACCCAUGGGCAGGGAUUCAAACAAAACCCAUCUGCACCACUGAAACCCAUGGGCAGGGAUUCAAACAAAACCCAUCUGCACCACUGAAACCCAUGGGCAGGGAUUCAAACAAAACCCAUCUGCACCACUGAAACCCAUGGGCAGGGAUUCAAACAAAACCCAUCUGCACCACUGAAACCCAUGGGCAGGGAUUCAAACAAAACCCAUCUGCACCACUGAAACCCAUGGGCAGGGAUUCAAACAAAACCCAUCUGCACCACUGAAACCCAUGGGCAGGGAUUCAAACAAAACCCAUCUGCACCACUGAAACCCAUGGGCAGGGAUUCAAACAAAACCCAUCUGCACCACUGAAACCCAUGGGCAGGGAUUCAAACAAAACCCAUCUGCACCACUGAAACCCAUGGGCAGGGAUUCAAACAAAACCCAUCUGCACCACUGAAACCCAUGGGCAGGGAUUCAAACAAAACCCAUCUGCACCACUGAAACCCAUGGGCAGGGAUUCAAACAAAACCCAUCUGUACCACUGAAACCCAUGGGCAGGGAUUCAAACAAAACCCAUCUGCACCACUGAAACCCAUGGGCAAGGAUUCAAACAAAACAUCAUUGAAAUGACCUUUAAAAGUUAAGUGCAGUGCGAUGUCAGCAGUGCAUUGUGGUUUGUUUAACAGAGGUAUCUGUCCACUCUUGCUCCUUUCUCUCUGAGAGCUGAAUGUCAGGAAGACAUCUGAAUCAAUCACAUUGUAUCUCCUGUUCAGGUAUUUUUAUACAAAUAAGGGACUGAUAUAUUCUCUGUUCAUUGGAAAUUAGAAUAAAAGGUGACAUUGC
This is a messenger RNA of Oncorhynchus kisutch (coho salmon), 6431 nucleotides long. Its product is annotated as growth factor receptor-bound protein 10-like. Gene Ontology annotation, molecular function: insulin receptor binding. The transcript is spliced from 14 exons. The coding region runs from base 254 to 1564 and encodes 436 amino acids. The record is from RefSeq and is a predicted model, not a curated record. NCBI's taxonomy places the organism in Eukaryota, Metazoa, Chordata, Actinopteri, Salmoniformes, Salmonidae. Gene Ontology annotation, biological process: insulin receptor signaling pathway; negative regulation of insulin receptor signaling pathway; negative regulation of Wnt signaling pathway.